Molecule: messenger RNA, 1665 nt
Organism: Colletotrichum spaethianum
Lineage: Eukaryota; Fungi; Ascomycota; Sordariomycetes; Glomerellales; Glomerellaceae
Exons: 1
Coding region: 1-1665 (554 amino acids)
Source: RefSeq, a predicted model, not a curated record
AUGACGAAAUCCUGGGCCUGGAUAAGCCUUCUUUUGCUGCUGGCCAUCGCUAGCGCGGCUGUUAUACCGGCCGGCAAACCUGCUCAUACAUCAACGCCAUCGACAUCGCCGUCUUCGACUGAGAGAACGCCAAUACCUACGGCGUUUCUGGAGCAGCAGAAGGACGCACGCGGAGGUCAGACCGAUUCGGUGGGAGAAGGACAUGGCCGACAACAGGAUGGUUCAGCUCUAAAUCGGAUGUUGGCGCGACGACAAUUGACGCAAGUUACAGCUGUAAUUUUGGUUCUCCCGAGGAUACUAAGCAGUCCGAACAGGCCCUUUUCAGGAUUGUUUCGCAUCACCACUCUGACUGUCGUUCGGACCGUCACAGUUGAGUUGCCCAGCCAGACAAGAGUCGUCUUUUCGCCCGUCGAGCAGACCCUGACCAUCGUAAACCCUGUCUUGGUCUUCGAGACACGCGUGAUCACUGCUUCGCAGCCAUCCGGGAACAUCGCCGCAAGAGACUUGACCGAGGCGGCUGCAUCCGAUCCAGAGUUUCAUUCCGUGACGCUACCAGUCUAUGCGUCUCCCUCCAAAGAGGCAACGCUCUUGUCAAAGGCAGGGCGCGUUCGACGACAGAAUUCGAAUCCAAUCACCAGAGUCUCGACGAUCACUGUUGAGAUCAUUAGGACGUUAACAAACGUCUGCUCCGUCCGCACGGUCACCGUAUUCGACCCAGUCUACGUGUCCGUAACAGAGAACCAGAUCGUGACUACCACGACUUUCACAACAACCACGCCCUCUAUUGAGACAACAACCUCCCGCUCGUCUUCUGUUGUGUCCCCCGCCCCGCCGGCUGAUCCAGCUCUCUCAUCCAGCGACGACGAGCUGACCGAUACGACUGAACCCUUCAGUACCACGUCCCCCACCAGUAACGCACUCUCGCCGUCCGCAAGCUCAACUACGUUCACAAGUGUCUUGGGUUCGGCGAGCACCAGCCCUAAGCUCGUUCCAUCGGAGACAUCAGCCGACGCUGGUGUCACUGGUCCAGGAGCUCAACCCCCGACAGGAAGCACCGCAACAAGCUCCACGCAAUCGGAACCGACCUCGGGGACCAAUAUCGCAUCCUCCAGGUCAACUGAACUCCCCACCCCAGAAGCCGCCCCAGAAGCCGCCUCAGACCCUGCUCUGUCACCAGGGACGAUCGCUAGCAUUACGCUAGGCGCCGUCACGGCUCUGUUGAUUUUCUUGUUCCUUGGCUUCGUCUACCAAAGAUACCGAAAGUUCCUCAGAAGCCGCCAGCAUCCUCAGUCGUCCAAAAGGGAUUAUCGAAUGACAUCAGCCUCGGCGGCUAGCGCCAUCAUGGAUAAAUCCGCACCCGAUAUCCCGGAUGCCAACGCCCAAGGCCAGGGCGUACCCAGCGAAACCAGCAGCAAUAAAUCGAGCGAGGGCGAGCAGGUCAGAAUUGUCAUUCAUCGUGUUGUGAGCCAGACGGACGACUCCAGCGAGGUUCCUCCUCUGCCGAAAUCCUGGCCACUCCCACCGGGCAACACUGGCCAGGUCUACGGUGUCAUUCCUGAAGAGAGCGGCGAGGCAACGCCCCGCGACGUUACCGGCUGGAGUACUACAAGCGAGUAUGGAAGCACGCUUUACCGCGACGUCUCGCGGAACGGCGUUCGUUAUUAA